Molecule: messenger RNA, 4204 nt
Organism: Synchiropus splendidus (mandarinfish)
Lineage: Eukaryota; Metazoa; Chordata; Actinopteri; Syngnathiformes; Callionymidae
Gene: prpf4bb
Product: pre-mRNA processing factor 4Bb
Exons: 16
Coding region: 53-3097 (1014 amino acids)
Biological process (GO): mRNA cis splicing, via spliceosome; peptidyl-threonine phosphorylation; peptidyl-serine phosphorylation
Molecular function (GO): protein serine/threonine kinase activity; ATP binding
Source: RefSeq, a predicted model, not a curated record
CCUGCACGCUGAAAACACCCGAAGAAGAAAAGGGCCUCCCCAACUGAGGAAAAUGGCUGACGUUGAGAUGGACAUCACGUCCAGAAGAAUGAAUAAUGGCAAAGAACACGUGAAACAAGAUCUGGAAAGCCAGGAUAGGAGUGGGAAUGAAGACAGCGGAGACCUGUCGGAGGAGGAAGAGGAGGAAGAGGAUGAAGCAGAAACCAGCGCAAAACCCGAUGCAGCGUCCAAACGUCACAGCAGUGGCGGGAAACACAAGAGGAAAAAACACAAGCACCGAAACAAGCACAAAAAACACAAGCAUGCUUCCGACGAAGACAAGGAGCGCAAGCGAAAGCAUCGCCACAAACAUAGGAAACACAAACGCAAAGAAGGCACGCCCCCUUCCGAAGUCGCCGGCCAGAGAAAAGUGGAGUCCUCUCCCUCGUCAGGAAACCCCAGCCUGGACGACAGGGCAUUACUGGAGGACUUGGAGAAGCAGAGGGCCAUGAUCAAAGCAGAGCUGGACAGUCAGCUGAUGGAGGGAAAGGUUCAGUCUGGGAUGGGUUUAAUUCUUCAGGGUUACAAUUCUGGGUCAGAGGAGGAUGGAGACGUGAGGGUGCGAAAUGGAGAGCAACGUCAGAGGAGCAGUUUUGGCAAAACCACGUCUCCGCGAGCAGGACGGACUGGUAAGACCAGGAGGGAGUCUACGGAGGCGAGCAAAAUCACCUCCAAGCGCCGCAGUCGCAGCAAGUCUGCGGAGAAACCAUCAAAGGAGCAAAAGCCGGACAAAGUGACCAAAAGCUCCAAGGACUCUGCCGUUAAAGAGCGUGCCCGGGGCAGGAGCAGGUCAAGGGACAGAAAACAGUCUGAGAGCACUGAUCGGUCCAAAGACAGGAGCAGGAAGUCUGUCUCUCCUUCCAAUUGGAGGGCCGAUCAGAAACACAGUCGCACUGAUAAACGUUCCCCACCACCUCGAGAUGAGAGACCAGCGCAAGAAAGGGCCAGUCGAAGGUCCAGAUCGCCGGCGCGCGAGCGGGCUGGUCGCACAGAGGAUGACCGCGAUAGACGGCCAGCCAAGUCGCCCUCUAAAGACGCCUCCUCUGGGAAGGAGAACCGCUCUCCACACAGACGAGGAGCCCCCAGUCCAGCUAGGAAACGCAGUCCUUCCCCCCGCCACAGAGAUGCCCACCAGCCAUCAGCGAGCGCCACGGACAGGACAUCCAAACCGAGCCACUCUCCAUCCCGGGCCAGAGCCUCCCCGAGGAGGAUUCGUAGCCGUUCUACGGAUGGCCGGAGGAGGGACGCUGACAGACAGGAUUCACCACUAAGAAAACGACCACGACCCGACCUGGGACGGUCGAGGGACUCCAGCCCGAGGUCUUCGCUGCGCCGCAGAGUGAGCCGCUCACCACUGAGGCGUAGGUCGCCAUCACCACGACGGCGGUCGCGCUCUUCUCCGCGCAGACGAAGUCGGUCACCAAUAAGACGCCGUUCUUUCAUGAUCAGCAGGUCUGGAGAGCGAGACCGGUACGGUCGACUCCGGCAGUACAGGCGGUCCACGUCUCGAGACCGCGAGAGGAGACGGCGACGCAGCAGGGAUGAAGACAAGUUCAAGGGCAGUCUAUCGGAGGGCAUGAAAGUGGACCAGGAGUCGUCUGAAGAUGACGUUCUGGAUGACUUUGAUGGAGAAGAGGUGGACGAGGAAGCUCUCAUUGAACAGAGGCGACAGCAGCGUAUGGCUAUCGUACAGAAAUACAAGGUGGGGAACGAGGACUCCAACAUGGUGUCGGAGCCCAGCAGCCCUCAGAGCAGCACCCGCAGCCGCUCGCCCUCCCCCGACGACAUCCUGGAGAGAGUGGCCGCCGACGUGAAGGAGUACGAGCGUGAGAACCUGGACACCUUCGAGGACAACAUCAAGGCCAAGCACAACCUGAUCGCCCAGGAGAAAGACGGUUCCAACCCCAAGAAGCCGUCGGCCCCGGACAUGUUCACCGAGUCGGACGACAUGUUCGCCGCUGACUUUGACAGUGCCAGGAUGAGAGCGGCCGGCUAUGGGAAGGACUUCAAGGAGAAUCCCAACCUCAGGGACAACUGGACGGAUGCUGAAGGCUACUACCGGGUGAACAUUGGCGAGACGCUGGACAAGCGCUACGACGUGUACGGUUACACCGGCCAGGGAGUCUUCAGCAACGUGAUCCGAGCCAGAGACACGGCCCGAGCCGGCCAGGAGGUGGCGGUGAAGAUCAUCCGAAACAACGAGCUCAUGCAGAAGACGGGCUUGAAGGAGCUGGAGUUCCUGAAGAAGCUGAACGACGCCGACCCCGACGACAAGUUCCACUGCCUGAGACUCUUCCGACACUUCUACCACAAGCAGCAUCUGUGUCUGGUGUUCGAGCCGCUGAGCAUGAACCUGCGAGAGGUGCUGAAGAAGUACGGCAAGGACGUGGGUCUCCACAUCAAGGCUGUGCGCUCAUACAGCCAGCAGCUGUUCCUGGCUCUGAAGCUGCUCAAGAGGUGCAACAUCCUGCACGCCGACAUCAAGCCGGACAACAUCCUGGUGAACGAGUCAAAGACCAUUCUGAAGCUGUGCGACUUCGGGUCGGCAUCGCACGUCGCAGACAACGACAUCACUCCAUACCUGGUCAGCAGGUUCUACCGAGCUCCCGAGAUCAUCAUUGGAAAACCAUACGACUACGGCAUCGACAUGUGGUCCGUGGGCUGCACGCUCUAUGAGCUGUACACCGGCAAGAUCCUCUUCCCCGGAUCCUCCAACAAUCACAUGAUCAAGCUGGCCAUGGACCUGAAGGGCAAGAUGCCCAACAAGAUGAUCCGGAAAGGCCUGUUCAAAGACCAGCACUUCGACCAGAACCUCAACUUCCUCUACAUCGAGGUGGACAAAGUGACGGAGAGGGAGAAGGUGACGGUGAUGAGCACCAUGAACCCCACCAAAGACCUGCUGGCCGACAUGAUCGGGGGCCAGCGGCUGCCCGAGGACCAGAGGAAGAAGGUGAUGCAGCUGAAGGACCUGCUGGACGGCACCUUGAUGCUGGACCCGGCCAAGCGCAUCAGCAUCAACCAGGCUCUGCAGCACCCCUUCAUCCAGGAGAAGAUCUGAGCCCAAACUAUGUUUCACUGUAAAUAGCUCAUCCAGAGGUCGCCAUUCUUAAAGCCCUUGGUUUUGUAUCAUCGCUAACUGCCGCCCUUCCAACCGCUCGCAGCUUCUCCUCCUCAGAUCAAUGACUUUCUGUUGCUGGACAUGAUUUGCUUUUAUGAUCCCGCCCCCACCCUCCAGGCUCUGAAGGACUCAAGUGCCUCCAGCCAACAUCAGCGGACGCCUCCCGUUGUACAUACUCUCGUGGGGAUCCUUUAGUUUUGUUUUUCAUUUCAGUGCUAAAAUGACUCUCCUGUGAUUUCAAUAAAAAAUAGUUGGAAAAACCUGCUGCAGGCGCUUCGGGAGGGUCGCGUGACACCAGUCCGGUCCACACUUUGCUUUCCUCCCACUGUCCAGAGAUGACUUCAGGUAGUGCGUGUUUUUUCUCCCCUGGAGAUGCUCAGGCUGUGGUCAGGUGACAUGACUCGAUCAGACCUGAGCGAGUCAGAGGGAGCUGGAGGUGAAGUCGAGGAGGAGCCUGAGAGUGUUGGACCAGGAAUGAUGAGGAGGUUCAUACACAAGUUUCAGCCAAGAGUCGCGACGAUGAAUCAGGAAGCAGUAUUGCAGGGUGGAUGAAACAGCGAGGCCACUGGAUGGCGCUCUUGGGUUAGAAAUUAUGUGAGGUUUCAUUGAAUGACUUGUUCAAGACCAAACGUUUUUCAGCAGACAGCACCACCUGGUGGCCUCUGAAAAUCAGGACACUGUUUCAUGAAACCUCAUCGCUUGCUGUGACUCAGCAGUGGGCUCUGACACUGACAUGUGCACCUCUGGAGCCUGGUGUGGCAGGCGACUGGGACCUGUGCGUCACAACAAACAGGUCAGCAGAGACCUUUCCAGAGGAGUUCACGAGUCUUUGGUUUCGUCAGGAUUACAGUGUCCAAGGAUCCACUUCAGAGGAGGCAGAGAUGCGAGCCUCACAAGGUCACAGCAAAACUUGACCUUCACUUUUUCUCUCCACUUUUCUUCCUUCUCUUAGUUACAUGUCCGACUAUUUUCUAGAGUGAUGUUCAUUGUUGCAGGAUUUCUUGUCCCUCAAAAGUAACAAAAGACACAAGAACAACCCUUCAUCAU